Molecule: messenger RNA, 4020 nt
Organism: Patella vulgata (common limpet)
Lineage: Eukaryota; Metazoa; Mollusca; Gastropoda; Patellidae
Product: E3 ubiquitin-protein ligase TRIM33
Exons: 2
Coding region: 687-2183 (498 amino acids)
Molecular function (GO): zinc ion binding
Source: RefSeq, a predicted model, not a curated record
UUAAAAAGAGUUACCUCCCUUCCAUCGCGAAUGAAAUAAUAUAUCAAAGUAAUAUUUUUCUCAGAUUCUGAGAAACGUUGAUAUAACGCUUACCCCGACCACAAUUUUUAGGACAAAUUCACAAUGACGCCAAUAAUUUCGAAAAGGUAUAGCAGAAAUAUUUCAAAUAUCCGUUGGAUAUAUUUGUUUACGUUUCAGCUGUUGGGAAAUCACGUGAUAUUCGACCCCCAAAGGUCAAGGUAAGAGAACUAAUCGAUGCGAUCGUGGCAGACUGGAAUGUUGACUAGUAGAGAGUGACAUUUGUCAAUGACUGAACUUCACAGGGAUAUCACCAAACCAGAGUUAUUUAUGAAUCCUGAUGAAUUGGGUCGGUCGUGUGACAAUAUCAACGUAACUUGCUCUUCCAUAUCACCCCGUAUCAUAUGCAGCUGGGAUUUGUUUUCUUUUCAAGAGUCGCAUUUGGAAAUCACGUAAUCUCUGACUCUGGGGUCAAUGCAAGAUAAAGUUCACCGGACGACUGGAGGGUGUGUAUUAGAGAUUUUUUUGUUAGAUGAUUUUCUUAAGUAGACUUUGUUGUUGAAAGAGAAUGGACUGUUGUGUUUUAAACUCUGUUAUUUUUAAGCUGCCUGCCUCGAUAUCCGUUUGAUUUUGUCCAGUUUCAUUAGAGUAAUAAAAAGUAAAUCAAUAUGGCUGAACAAACAGACAAGGAAGUAUGUAGCAUUUGUUUAAAUGACUUUCAUCAGCCUGUUAUACUCGACUGUCGGCAUUCGUUCUGCUUCAUCUGUUUUAAGGAUUAUGUGAACAAAUUCUCCAUUAACGAAGAGCUUCUUUGCCCAUUAUGUCGUUGUAUAAUAAAAGAUCGCGAUGGUGGUGUACAACAAUUUAGACCCCAACUAAACACCGAUGAUAAUUCUGCACGUAAUAUUCCACAGUGUGAUGUGUGUAGUGAAUAUACAUCUAAAUUUUAUUGUAGAGACUGUGAUCAAUAUUUAUGCCAAUCUUGCAAAACGACCCAUGAUAAGUUAAAAUCUUGUAAAGAUCAUUUUGUUUGUCGAUAUGACGAAAAACAAAUCUGCCGACUACCAAACAAAUCAAUGAAGGAAAACACCAAAGCCACCCCCGUCACAAAUCGAAACGAUUUAUGUCCUAACCACGUAGAAAAACAAGUAGACAUGUAUUGUAAAGAUUGCUGGCUAGCAGUUUGUUUGAAAUGUUUCGUGGCCGAUCAUAACCGACAUAAUUGUUUAGAUAUUCAGAAGGAACAGGUCAGACAAAGUAUCAGAGAAGACUUAAGAGUGCUUAAUAACGAUUUAGAAAUGCAAAUUACUAAUUUUCAGUUAGAUUAUGAUAAUUUAAAUAGGAAAUUGAUUGAAGUGAAAAUAAGUACAAAAACUGAAUGUGAUAAAGUAGAUGCACAGGUUGAGAAAGUCUGCUCAGAAUUUCAUAAAGUUGGAGAAAAUGCUAAAAACAGAAUGCAGAAAACUAGUGAACAGGAAGAAAUAAAAAUCAGAAAAUCUAUGGAGGAAAUUAAAAGUCUAACAGAAGAAUUAAAAGCUAGUGUGAAAUACUCAAAGAAUGUUUUGGAAGAUUCAUCCAUUGUUCAGGCUUUACAGAGAUUGCCUAAAGUUCGGCAGGAGAAAGAUGAAAGUUGUAGCAAAAUGUAUAUACCUGAUGUAAGAUAUUCAAAGUUUCAAGCACCAGAGAUAGAUGCAACUUUGUUAACGAAUCAACUUGGUAAAAUUUCAUAUUGUAAACAGAAUAUGGUUGGUAAAGUUGUAAGUUGCCAUCAAAAUAUGUUUGAAGAUACUUUUCUUCUGGAUGAUGUUUUUGAUAGAUGGUAUUAUGGUAAACGACAUGGCGUGUCAGGUUUUACAUGGAGUAUUGGUGCAUAUAAAUUGUCAAAAUCAUUACGUAUUAGAUUGAAACUGGCUGACACAGAUGAUAAACGUAUUACGUCAUGUAAAGCUGACGUCACAUAUAAACUUAUAAAUAUAACGGCCGAUAGCAAAUCUGUCAUUAAGCAAUGCAUUGGGACUGUUGAACCUGUUCGGUUGUCGGAGUGUUAUAUUGAUGUUAUUGACUGGUCAUAUUUCAGUAAUCCUUGCAGUGGAUUUAUUGAUGAUAAUAAGCACUUUACAAUUCAAGUAAGCAUUAAUAAUGUAACCGAAAUUAAGAGUCGUUAAUUAUCAGGCUACUUUUAUUCUACUAGGGAUACUCGAUUGAAACGUCCCGGAAUUGACUUCUCUGAACCCCAAAAUGAAUAAACUCUUACACAUACUUAUUGCAUACAGCUUAAGAUAUAUUUAGGCGACGUUUCUAAGGAGGAUAUUCUCUCAAAUUUAUCAAGCUAAUACAAUAUAACAAAAUGGGAAGCAACUAUAUAUAGACAAAUCUACAAAUUGAUACCAUACAUGGCAACAAUAACAUCAAAGGCCUGCGGCACAAUGGAGUUAUCAUAUACAAUAACAAGAUAAAAGGGACUAAUUAACUUUAUUAAAGUCUUGGGGAUUGGAUGGCCGAAUUGUUAGCGCGUGCGCGCUGAAUCAUUAAGUCUGUCAUUGAGUCAACUGGCAAUUCCCUGGUUGUACGUGACAAGGAGUCGGGGCGUAGAGUCGCCUGUCCAACCUCAGGGGUUUACUCUGGGUCCUCGGGUUAGCUCCCACUGCUAAAGACCCCUAUGCGCAAGCGAAUUAUUGAAAUAAAAUUGAACCAUAUGUUAGUCCCGAAAUGACCUAGGGUCAUUAGCAGUGGGAGGAGACCUGAGGACCCAGAGGAAACCCACGAGGUUGGACAGGCGACCCUACUCCUUGUCACGUACAACCAGGGAAUUGAAACCAUUUGACUCAAUGACAGACCUUAUGAUACAGCGCGCACGUGCUAAUCAUUCUGUCAUCCAAUCCCCCAGACUAGAAAUAAGGAUAAGAUGAUAACUACUAUAUUAUAAUAAUGGAUAAUCUCUCAGCCAAUCAUAACAGCUGAAACAUAAUCAUCUUGAAUAACAUCGCCAUUUUACUGCCACCACCUCAGUUUGACGGAGCUGAAUUCCAUGUCAUUCGAUAGCAGCCCCGGACUGCCAAUCGAAUCCCCUUCUCAUUAAUGCCAAUAAUUGAAUUAUAUUUGAAAACUUUAUAACGGGGAUACUUGAUUGAACCUUCCGGUGUUGAAUUAUCUCAAUUCGAAAAAAAUAAUGCCAAUCGAUUGAAAUCUCGUUUCUGUUAGCAUUCAAUUUAUAUAUAUAUAUAUAUUAGUAUACAUUGUAUCUGACUGUUAUGUUUAAUGUCAACCAUCAAUUUAUAUACAAUAAUCUAUAUUAUACAUUGUAUCUGAUUGUUAUGUUUCAGCCAUCAAUGUAUAUUAUCUGCAUUAUAUCUAACUGUUAUAUUUUAUGUCAACCAUCAAUUUAUAUACAAUAAAUUACAUUGUAUCUGAUUGUUAUAUUUAAACGUCAAUAUAUACAAUAAUGUUAUAGGUUUCAACUACAAAAACACCCUUUUAGAUUAGAAUUUUCCCCUUGUGAUUUUCAACUUUUUACUCUAGAUUUUUAUAGGACGUUGCUUAUUGCUUGGCAAUAAGUAUAUAUCAAACAAUAUUUUAGAUGAUAUUUUAAAUCUACCACUGUUUUAUAUUUUGUAUAAUGGUAAUAGUCUUAUGUUUCUUGAUUUUAAGGCAGCUGGUAUUGUUAAGAUUUAUGAUAUUGCCUAUUCUGUUGAACCGGGUUUUUACAUUCUGAGAGAGAGAGAGAGAGUUUAACGUCCACUCGACACAAACUAGGUCAAUUCUGGACUAACAUAAGGUUUUAAUUUUUUUUUAUUUCAAGAAUUCGCUUGCGCGUAGGGGUCGUUAGCAAUGGGAGGAAAUCGGAGGACCCGGAGAAAACUCACGAGGUUGGACAGGCGAUUUUUACAUUCUAUUAAAGUAUCAUGCGCCAAUGGUUGUCACUGAAAUAUACAUUUUCUUAGGCUUAAUUAUCGCUAAUUUGUACUCGAAUUGAUAAAUUAACAUUUAAUUAAGAAAACAAAA